This is a messenger RNA of Fomitopsis serialis, 390 nucleotides long. RefSeq lists its product as uncharacterized. The transcript is spliced from 4 exons. Bases 1 to 390 code for a protein of 129 amino acids. NCBI's taxonomy places the organism in Eukaryota, Fungi, Basidiomycota, Agaricomycetes, Polyporales, Fomitopsidaceae. The record is from RefSeq and is a predicted model, not a curated record.
AUGGACCUAUAUGCCAAGCCCAGGUAUGCUAUUGCUCCCAAAGGUCUACCAUCGAGAACAUUUUCAGAUGCUUUACGGUGCGAUCCCAUAGCUGCACUACGAUCACUGAUACAAGGGAUACAAGCCUCAAAUAUUCAGCGGGACUACCUCUCGGCCAUUCUCAAGACAUUGGACAAACAAGAUCUCCGGCUCCUUCGUGAUGUUGUCACUCGCUGGUCAUCAACACUGCUGAUGAUCAACCAUGCACUGGAGCUCCACAAUGUGGUAGACAAGUUCCUCAAUCAGAAUGACUUCGAGGAGCUGCGCAAAUACAAGCUCAGUGAUGCAGAAUGGAAGGCUCUGGAGAUCUUUUGGGAUAUUCUCUCGACAGUCCGCCUCGUCGAGCUCUAA